GAGAGCGUGAGAGUGAGCAAUAGAGAAAGUGAAGGAGAAGGGAGGCAGUCUUAGGGGCGAGUAUGCAGCACCAGCAGCAGCAGCGCUAGCGGCGGUGGCAGGGUUGUGUUCCCCUCCUCUCCUCUCCCAGGGUCGCUUUGAGAAGAGAGAGAGAGAGAGGGAGAGAGAAAAUUCCCCGGAACUCUCAGGGAAAGGGGAAAAAAAGAAAGGGCAGAAACCAAAUAAGUCGCCCCGCACCCAGGAAAAGGAGACGACAUCCAACAGCGCGGAGGAGGAGGACCACGGCGCACCAGCCCUGGGUCCUGCUACUACUUACUGCCCUUUGUACUCGCAGCCCCGCCGCCUCCGGGCCCUAAAAUCCCUCCCGGCUUGGCUGGUCUCUCCCUCUCCAUUUUAACUGCACCGGGCAACAGUGAAGAGAGGGUACCCAUAGAGGAAAAAAAGAAAGAAAUCUGGCGUGACGGAGCAGCCUGGGAACGCCGUCCGCCCGGCUUCUUUCUCCGCAUCCUAAAGAAGCAAAAGAGGGGAGGGGAAGCUCGCUGGUGAGCGGGCCGGAGGGGGACCGUCGCGGCCGCCGCUGCUGCUUCCCAUCCCUGCGGCCGCCUGAGCGGGAGAGGAACCGGCUCCGUUGCUCAGCUCCUGCUGCCGCCGUCGCUGCCUAUACACAUACAUACAGGCACACGCAGUCCCUCCUUCCUGCAUCCAUCCCCUUGAUCUCUCGCUCUGUUUUAUUACUCCUGGUGCGAGUCCCGCGGACUCUUCGCUCCGCUAUUUGUCAUCAUCGCUCUCUCUCCAUUGGCGGGGAGGAGAGGUUGAGAAAGAGAAAGGGGGGGUGGGGGUGGGGAAGGGAAAGGGGGGGAGGGUUGCGUGUGUGUGUAUGUGUGUGUGUGGAAAACUGCCUGGAGUCGUCUCUCUCUCCGUUGCUGCUGCUGCUGCUGCUGCCGCUGCUCCUGCCACCGCCGCCUCCGGCUCCUCCUCGGCCCCUCUUCGCCUCCAUGUGCCGGAUAGCGGGAGCGCCGUGGACCCUGCUGCCGCUGCUAGCGCUGCUGGCGGCCCUGCACCAGGCACCAAUACAGGCAACUGGUGAAAUCACAUUAUGCAAGACUGGAUUUCCUGAAGAUGUUUACAGUGCAGUCUUAUCGAGGGGUGUGCAUGAAGGACAACCUCUUCUCAAUGUGAACUUCAGCAACUGCAAUGGAAAAAGGAAAGUACAGUAUGAAAGCAGCGAACCAGGAGAUUUUAAGGUGGAUGAAGAUGGAGUGGUUUACGCAGCAAGGAGUUUUCCACUUGCCACAGAGCAUGCUAAAUUCCUGAUCUACGCCCAGGACAAAGAAACUCAGGAAAAGUGGCAAAUGGCAGUGAAACUUAGCCUUAAUCCGACAAUCACGGACAGCCUAGUGAAGGAACCUCAAGAAAUUGAAGAAAUUGUAUUUCCAAGGCAGUCAUCAAAUUAUAAUGGCUAUCUACAAAGACAGAAGAGAGACUGGGUCAUUCCUCCAAUCAACUUGCCAGAAAACUCAAGAGGGCCUUUUCCUCAGGAGCUAGUUAGGAUUAGAUCUGAUAGAGAUAAAAAUCUUUCACUGCGAUACAGUGUGACUGGACCAGGAGCUGACCAACCUCCAACUGGUAUCUUCAUAAUCAACCCUAUCUCUGGUCAGCUGUCAGUGACCAAGCCUUUGGAUCGGGAGCAAAUAGCACGUUUUCAUCUGAGGGCACAUGCGGUGGAUAUAAAUGGAAAUCAAGUAGAGAAUCCUAUUGACAUUGUCAUCAAUGUCAUUGAUAUGAAUGAUAAUAGACCAGAAUUCUUACACCAGGUUUGGAAUGGAACAGUCCCUGAAGGAUCAAAACCAGGAACUUACGUGAUGACAGUGACUGCAAUUGAUGCUGAUGAUCCGAAUGCCCUCAAUGGAAUGCUGAGGUACAGAAUCCUGUCCCAGGCUCCAAGCAGCUCUUCACCCAACAUGUUUACAAUCAACAAUGAAACUGGAGAUAUUAUCACAGUGGCAGCUGGACUGGAUAGAGAAAAAGUACAACAGUAUACGUUAAUAAUCCAAGCCACAGACAUGGAAGGAAACCCAACAUAUGGUCUUUCAAACACAGCGACGGCUGUCAUCACAGUCACAGAUGUCAACGACAACCCUCCUGAGUUCACUGCUAUGACUUUCUAUGGUGAAGUCCCUGAAAACAGAGUAGAUGUUAUCGUUGCAAAUCUGACUGUGACAGAUAAAGACCAGCCCCACACGCCUGCUUGGAAUGCGGUAUAUAGAAUCACUGGGGGAGAUCCUACAGGGCGCUUUAUAAUUCAAACUGAUCCAAACAGUAAUGAUGGCUUAGUAACAGUUGCAAAGCCAAUUGACUUUGAGACAAAUAGGAUGUUUGUACUUACUGUAGCUGCAGAAAACCAAGUGCCGCUAGCCAAGGGCAUUCAGCACCCACCACAGUCAACAGCCACUGUGUCUGUUACAGUGAUUGAUGUAAAUGAGAAUCCUUAUUUCACCCCAAAUCCCAAGCUGGUGCGCCAUGAGGAAGGACUCCGUGCUGGUACCAUGUUAACAACAUUCACUGCUCAGGAUCCAGAUCGAUAUAUGCAGCAAAAUAUUAGAUAUACGAAAUUAUUCGAUCCUGCCAAUUGGUUAAAAAUAGAUCCUAUUAAUGGGCAGAUAACCACAAUAGCUGUUUUGGAUAGAGAAUCACCAAAUGUGAAAAACAACAUGUACAAUGCUACUUUUCUAGCUUCUGACAAUGGAAUUCCUCCUAUGAGUGGAACUGGCACACUGCAAAUUUAUUUACUUGACAUUAAUGACAAUGCUCCCCAAGUGUUACCUCAAGAGGCAGAGACCUGUGAAACUCCAGACCCCAAUUCAAUUAACAUCACAGCACUUGAUUAUGACAUCGAUCCAAAUGCUGGACCAUUCGCUUUCGAUCUUCCUUUGUCUCCUCCGAGUAUCAAGAGGAAUUGGACCAUCACUCGGCUUAAUGGUGAUUUUGCUCAGCUCAAUUUAAAAAUAAAAUUUCUUGAGGCUGGUAUCUAUGAAGUUCCAAUAAUAAUCACUGAUUCCGGAAAUCCUCCCAAAUCUAACACUUCUGUGCUUCGAGUGAAAGUUUGCCAGUGCGACUCGAAUGGAGACUGUACCGAUGUCGAUCGAAUUGUGGGUGCUGGCCUUGGAACAGGUGCUAUUAUUGCGAUUCUACUUUGUAUCAUCAUCUUACUCAUUCUGGUAUUAAUGUUUGUUGUAUGGAUGAAACGUCGCGAUAAGGAACGUCAAGCCAAACAGCUUUUGAUCGACCCGGAAGAUGAUGUAAGAGACAAUAUUUUGAAGUAUGAUGAGGAAGGUGGUGGAGAAGAAGACCAGGACUAUGACUUAAGCCAGCUCCAGCAACCUGAUACAGUGGAACCUGAUGCAAUCAAACCUGUUGGGAUCAGACGACUAGAUGAGAGGCCUAUUCACGCAGAACCUCAGUAUCCAGUCAGAUCAGCGGCUCCUCAUCCUGGGGACAUUGGUGAUUUCAUUAAUGAGGGACUCAAAGCUGCUGACAAUGACCCCACAGCUCCACCAUAUGACUCCCUGCUAGUCUUUGACUAUGAAGGCAGUGGCUCCACUGCCGGAUCUUUGAGCUCCCUAAACUCUUCAAGUAGUGGUGGUGAGCAGGACUAUGAUUACCUAAAUGACUGGGGCCCGCGCUUCAAGAAACUUGCCGAUAUGUAUGGCGGCGGUGAUGACUGAACUUGCAGAAUGAACUUGGUUUUUGGACAAGUACAAACAUUUCAACUGAUAUUCCCAAAAAAACAAAAAAAAAGCAUACAGAAGCUAGGCUUUAACCUUGUAGUCUACUAGCACAAGUGCUUGCUGAAGGCUUUGGCAUAGGCUGCAAACCCAUUGGGGCUCAGUGGGAAUAUCAGUGAUCCAAUACUGUUUGGAAAAAAAAUAUUGAGCUCAGUUACACUUGAAUUUUACAGUACAGAAGCACUGGGAUUUUAUGUGCCUUUUUGUACCUUUUUCAGAUCGGAAUUAGUUUUAUGUUUAAGGCUUUAAUGGUACUGAUUUCUGAAAUGAUAAGUAAAAGAGACAAAUAUGUUGGGGUGGAAGCAGUAAGUUAAACCAUGAUAUGCUUCAACAUGCUUUUGUUACAUUGCAUUUGCUUUUAUUAAAAUACAGAAUUUAAAAAAAAAAAGAAAAACCUCAUGGAAUGAUUUUAUUACCUUGGGGGAGGAGACCAUGAGCUUGAGAAAUGUACAUUACUUCUAGUUUUAGACUUUAGAUUUUUUUUUUUCACUAAAAUUCUAAAACUUACGCAGCUGGUUGCAAAUAAAGGGAGUUUUCAUAUCACCAAUUUGUAGCAGAAUUGAAUUUUUUCCUAAGCUAGAAUGUUAGACACAUUUUGGUCUUAAUCCAUGUACACUUUUUUUAUUUCUUGUAUUUUUUUCCACUUCACUGUAAAAAUCGUAUGUGUACAUAAUGUUUUAUUGGCAUAGUCUAUGGAGAAGUGCGAAACUUCAGAACAUGUGUAUGUAUUAUUUGGACUAUGGAUUCAGGUUUUUGCAUGUUUAUAUCUUUCGUUAUGGAUAAAAUAUUUACAAAACAGGUUUAAAACAAGUGACAUUUGAUUCAAUUGUUGAGCUGUAGUUAGAAUACUCAAUUUUUAAUUUUUUAAUUUUAAUUUUAUUUUUAAUUUUAAUUUUUUUUUGUUUGGGGAGGGAGAAAAGUUCUUAGCACAAAUGUUUUACAUAAUUUGUACCAAAAAAAGAAAGGGGUGGCCUGACACUGGUGGCACUGCUAAGUGUGUGUUUAAAAAAAACAAAAACAAAAAAAGCUUUUAAACUGGAGAGACUUCUGACAACAGCUUUGCCUCUGUAUUGUGUACCAGAAUAUAAAUGAUACACCUCUGACCCCAGCAUUCUGAAUAAAAUGCUAAUUUUGGAUCUGG
This is a messenger RNA of Trichosurus vulpecula (common brushtail), 4926 nucleotides long. It is a transcript of the gene CDH2, whose product is annotated as cadherin 2. Lineage: Eukaryota; Metazoa; Chordata; Mammalia; Diprotodontia; Phalangeridae. Gene Ontology annotation, molecular function: cadherin binding; calcium ion binding. Gene Ontology annotation, cellular component: postsynaptic density; lamellipodium; adherens junction. Gene Ontology annotation, biological process: cell morphogenesis; regulation of synaptic transmission, glutamatergic; homophilic cell-cell adhesion. The record is from RefSeq and is a predicted model, not a curated record. The coding region runs from base 996 to 3725 and encodes 909 amino acids. The transcript has 16 exons.